Molecule: messenger RNA, 1965 nt
Organism: Parastagonospora nodorum SN15
Lineage: Eukaryota; Fungi; Ascomycota; Dothideomycetes; Pleosporales; Phaeosphaeriaceae
Exons: 4
Coding region: 1-1965 (654 amino acids)
Biological process (GO): peptidyl-serine phosphorylation; intracellular signal transduction
Cellular component (GO): spindle pole body
Molecular function (GO): protein serine/threonine kinase activity; ATP binding
Source: RefSeq, a predicted model, not a curated record
AUGGCGUCCGACCCCAACAGAGACGGCUUCCAGCUUCCCGCUCCCCCACCUGCCCUUCACACUCGGGGCACCGAUAUGGGCCGCCCCGGUACUCCCUCGCAGGAGGCCUUCAUCAGCCCGCAGCAGACUCCACAGGGCAGCCCGAGCAAGCAUCACCAGCCACCGGGCGCAUUCGACCUGCCCCAUGUCUUCGAGAAUGCCAUGAAAUUGCUCCCGACCAUGGGUUCGCCCUCGAGGUCAAAACCAGGCACGCCCACAUCACCGAACAAGUCGAAGCUCCAGGGCGCCGACGACAGCGAUCCCUUUGCCAGCGACGCCACCACGUUGACGCCUGGCAGCCCCGCACGCAAGUCGAACAAGGAGAACACGCCACCCAAUGCCCGCCCCGGCAUGCAGAAGGAGAGCAGCUACGUUACACACGCAGCCCAAUCGCGCCAGGAGCCCUACCGCACACAGCGAGACGACCAGUCAACGCGCUACUACCCCGGCCCACAGCGACUGUCUGCCGAAGAGCUCGAGAAGGCGAGGAAGCCCUCGGUGAAGCGACUGGCCAACGUGACGCAGCUGUACUUCCUCGACUACUACUACGAUCUCCUCACCUACGUGCACGUGCGCCAGAACCGCCUGACCCAAUUCAAAGCGCAGAACCCUCUUCCUCCCGCCACGGAUGAGGCCGAAUACAACGAUGCCCUCACACAGUACCUGGGCCGCGAGCGCGCCAAUCUCCGCAAGCGACGCACGCGGUUAAGGCAGGGCGACUUCCAAAUCUUGACCCAGGUCGGGCAGGGCGGUUACGGACAGGUCUACCUGGCCCAGAAAAAGGACACAAAGGAGGUGUGCGCCCUGAAGGUCAUGAGCAAGAAGCUGCUGUUCAAGCUUGACGAGAUCCGCCAUGUCUUGACCGAGCGCGACAUCCUGACCACAGCUAAGAGCGAGUGGCUGGUCCGCUUACUCUACGCUUUCCAGGACGAUAGGAGCAUAUAUCUCGCCAUGGUACGAGGCGAUUUCCGCACACUGCUGAACAACACUGGUGUCCUCCACAACAGACACGCACGCUUCUACAUUGCCGAAAUGUUCUCGUGCGUCGACUCUCUGCAUCAGCUAGGAUAUAUCCACCGUGAUCUGAAGCCCGAGAAUUUCCUGAUAGACAGCACUGGCCACGUCAAGCUCACCGACUUCGGUCUGGCCGCUGGCAUUCUUGCCCCAUCCAAAAUCGAGUCGAUGCGCAUCAAGCUCGAAUCUGUCAGCGACGUUGUAUCGCCUUUUGGACGGCCAAUCGAGGAGCGAUCCGCUGCCCAGCGCCGUGACAACUACCGCUCUCUCCGCGAACGAGAUGUCAAUUAUGCAAAGAGUAUCGUCGGAAGCCCAGAUUACAUGGCCCCAGAAGUUCUCAAGGGCGAUGAGUAUGACUUCACUGUUGAUUACUGGAGUUUGGGCUGUAUGCUCUUCGAGGCGCUUGCAGGCUACCCGCCCUUCGCAGGCGCUACCGUGGAUGAGACCUGGCAAAACUUGAAGAAUUGGAAGAAGGUCCUGCGAAAGCCUGUCUACGAAGACCCAUCAUACUUCUUGUCCAAACGCACAUGGGAUCUCAUUAUACGCCUCGUCGCAUCCAAGACGUCCCGUUUCCGCGGUAUCUCUGAGAUUCACGGCCACGCAUACUUUGCAGAGGUCGAUUGGAACAAGUUGAGAGAGAACAAGGCGCCAUUCGUGCCAGAGCUCGACAGCGAGACCGAUGCUGGUUACUUCGACGACUUUGGCAACGAGGCCGACAUGGCCAAGUACAAGGAGGUGCACGAGAAGCAGGCUGCGCUGGAGGCUAUGCAGGACCGCGACGACAAGAUGAACAAGGGUGUCUUCGUUGGAUUCACUUUCCGCCACAAGAAGACAGCCGACGACGGCAAACCCGCAAGUCCUCGCAAACCGCUUCCCACAAUGGAGGAGGAAAGCUACGGUACAAUCUUCUAA